Molecule: messenger RNA, 1777 nt
Organism: Candidula unifasciata
Lineage: Eukaryota; Metazoa; Mollusca; Gastropoda; Stylommatophora; Geomitridae
Source: the annotation of a GenBank genome assembly
CGAGUGUUUCAAAAUGUCAGCGGAUAUUAUCUUUGCCGUAGACUCUUCUCACAGCAUUCGAUCCGACGACUACCACCGCCAACUGUCAUUUCUCAAAGCCAUCGUUGACAAGUUCACCAUCGGUCAGAAUCAGAUCCAAGUUGGUGUGGUUUCCUUUGCAUCAUCAGUACGGCUUGACGUCAAGCUGAACGACUUCAAUAACAGUAGAGAUCUGAAGAUAGCAAUUGGCAACAUCAAGCAGUUAGAUAGUGGCACGAACACUCAGGACGCUAUCCAUUUCAUCCAUAGCUUUCUGUAUGAGCCACAGAACGGUGGACGCCCAUGGGCCAAGAAGCAGAUGGUUGUGAUAACCGACGGGUUGUCUUCCAACCUCAGUGCUACUCUGCUAGAAGCUUCAAUAGCUAGAAGUAAAGGGAUUGAGGUCUUCAGUGUCUUGGUUGGGGAAGGGAUUGAUGAUUUCGAGACCAGAGCAAUUGCCAGUGAUCCGAAAGAACACCAUGUUUUCAGAGUUGAGGAUUACAAAGCGCUGAUGAGCAUUCAGAAAUCGUUGAGCAGUGCUGCCUGUCAAAGUAAGUUGCUACCAAUCUGUGACGCCACAUUUAUAUUUGUUUCACCAGGAUGCAAGAGUAGCUCUGCCGAUGUGAUAUUUUUAAUGGACAGCUCCAGUAGUAUCUGGAAGCCGGACUUCAACAAACAAAUCAAGUUCCUUCAACAAGUGAUCUCAAGCUUUACAAUCGGAAAACAUGCGACUCGAGUUGGUGUAAUCGCCUACAGUGAUGCUCCAAUCACACUAGUCAGUCUUUCAGAUAAACAAACGCACGAGUAUAUCCAUCAAGCCUUAGCAAAUGCGCCGUAUAUUACAGGAGGUACUAAUACUGCAUUUGCUAUCAAACACGCCAGAAAACUCUUUAAAUCCAGUGGGGGUGCAAGAUACGACGCUGCCCAUGUCAUCAUAAUCCUUAGUGAUGGCCAAUCAAACAACUUGAAAGAGACAAUAGCUGAAGCAAGCCACGCCCAUUCAGAUGGCGUAUACAUAUUUUCUAUCGGGAUUGGAAACAAAACUGAGGCCGAAGAACUGAUGGCUUUAGCAAGUGACCCCGAUGACCAGUUCGUUUUCCACGUCAAUGAUUAUGAAGCCCUGUCUGAAAUUAAAGAGCUGCUGGCCAUAAAAACUUGCGAUGAUGACUGUCCAGCCUUACCAACUGAUGCUGUCUUCAUUUAUGAUACAACGGCACUCAGUCGUUACCACCACGACUACGUUAUCAAGGUCAUUACCGAAAUCACAGAGUCCAAAAUACUCAAUAGUGAAAACCUCAGAGUUGGCGUUAUGCGUGAGACUUUCAAUGAACCGGUCUCCCCCCUUCACGAUAUUGAACUGACCAACGAAUGGACACAGUCCGACUUCAAAACCCAGUUAGAUCCUGACUCCCGAACAGCGUCUGCUGAUCUGCUGUUUAGAAAAGCGCGCCACAAUUACUUUCAUCCCACAAUUCAUUUUGACAACAUAUCCAGCAAAAGAACAAUUAUCUUAUUUUUAGACUCGCUUUUGAAAAAUCCAAACGGAGCAGCACUGGAAGCAAUGCGGCUUCGAAGGUCACAUGUGAACAUUGUUGUGGUGACUCUUGGAAAACACACAAGAAGGACAGAGGUUGAAAGACUGGCGUCUUCCCCUCAUGACACGCAUGUGAUUGCCAUUCCCAGCCUUGAAGAUUACCCAGUUGAAUCAGUCGUAUCAAAACUUACAGAUAUUUUCUGUGUGCCAGAAACAAGCACAUAA